Cooperia oncophora is the source of this 297-nucleotide messenger RNA. The record is from the annotation of a GenBank genome assembly. NCBI's taxonomy places the organism in Eukaryota, Metazoa, Nematoda, Chromadorea, Rhabditida, Trichostrongylidae.
AUGGGCCAGUUCCGAUUGCAUUCGUCUUCGUUUGGAACGGAUGAUUUCAUGUUGUUCAUGAGAUUCCUACUCGACAGAGUCGUUCCUUCCAUUCCAGAGAAACCACUAUCACGGCAGUUUUUCACCACAAAUUCGGUCAGUUGUCAAGAAUGGCUGUCACGGACAUAUCCAUUUGCGAUGAUUGUAGCGUAUCAUAACGGAUAUUACGCUCAGGUAAUCCGCUUUGGUACAUCUGCACUGGCAGACCUUGAAAAGAAACAAUUGAAACUGGAAAGCGGAUUAGCUGAAGGUGCGUGA